Molecule: messenger RNA, 744 nt
Organism: Penicillium nucicola
Lineage: Eukaryota; Fungi; Ascomycota; Eurotiomycetes; Eurotiales; Aspergillaceae
Exons: 4
Coding region: 1-744 (247 amino acids)
Source: RefSeq, a predicted model, not a curated record
AUGGAACCCUCGUUGAGAACCAGGGAUCCUGGCGGGUCCCAAGUACAAGACGAAAAGAGUACAAAAGAGAGUACAGUAAACAAGAGUAUACGAGGACACGGUGAGCGGGCGGCCAGAAACGGCUCUCAUUGCACCGCCGUCCUGCCGCUCUCGACCGCCUGCCCGUCUCCACCAUCCCCUUGCCCCUUCGGGUUUGGUGCCUCGUCCGCGCCCCCGUUCGGGUUUAGUGCCACCUCUGGCCGCUUUUACCGUUCCCCAACCGGCACCUCCAUCUAUAAAACUCCGCUCGUCCUCCUCGCAGCUUUGUCGACGCACUUUCUCUUCUUUUUCCUGUCUGACUCCCUUUCUCUCGGCCCCCGUCAACCUCUACGCACUGACUUGCCACCUGAUGCGUCGCCCCUUUCAUUUCCACCGGAGAUGCUGCUCGAUCCACCGUUGAGCCCGUUCUGGCCGGCCUCUCGAGAAAACCUCCUGUUGCGAGCCCUUCUUGCUGAGCGCUUCGGUCAUUUCGCUGGCAUUAUUUUUGCGCGGCCGGAGAACAGUGUCUCAGAAAUCCUCAAUACACACGCUCCUGAUUUGCUGUGGACCGUCCGAGGUUGCAUUGUACAGCCCCCAGUCGUCCACGCAGGUCCGCUUGUUCGUGACUGCCUAGGGUCUAUUUCUCCUGACCAUUGUUACCCAGUCGACGAGACUUCGGACGACCAUGCCGGGAUACGGACCAAUGGCGAAAUUGCCGCAUUCUAG